AUUUGGGAGAUAUUUUAAGGGGGUAUUUUUUAAGUUUUUGGGUUAUCUUGAAUGUCGCAUUUUUUGCGUUCAUAUUUUAAUUUUUUCAUUGAUUUAUUGCAAUUUUUUCUGCUUAUUCUUUCCAACUACAGAAUUUUUAUUAAAUUAAUUUUUUCUUUUAAACAGAUAUAUUUGGAUAAAUGCGAUAUUUCUACAUCUUUACGUAAAUCGGCCGAGAAGCUUUUUAUUAGCCGUUUUUCUCUUCCUCCUAUUUGUCAAGAACAUAAAAGCACUUUAGAACGGCUUAAAGCAACCUAUGGUCUUUCAAAGGAACCAGAAAAGGAUGGUAAACUUCCAUCAAUUUCCCAAUAUUCUGGCAUCCAAACUCGCCGACUCUUUUUGUCUUUCGAAGAGAAAUCUACAAUACGUUCAAUUUCAUUGUCAUUACCUCUUCAUAAAGUUGUUGGAUUAGGUGCUCGUUUAUUUGGAUUUGAACCUGACCAAUUAAAAGGAGUAGAAAUUCAACGUUCAGACCCAAACUUCUUUUCAGAAUUGAUAGCACGGACAAAGGACAAUCUUUUGAGACAAUUUGAUCUUGAAGAUGGAGAUACUAUCCGAUUUGUUCAAUUCUAA
Meloidogyne enterolobii is the source of this 612-nucleotide messenger RNA. NCBI's taxonomy places the organism in Eukaryota, Metazoa, Nematoda, Chromadorea, Rhabditida, Meloidogynidae. The record is from the annotation of a GenBank genome assembly.